Messenger RNA from Purpureocillium takamizusanense, 2232 nucleotides. RefSeq lists its product as uncharacterized. The transcript has 8 exons. The record is from RefSeq and is a predicted model, not a curated record. Gene Ontology annotation, molecular function: zinc ion binding; DNA-binding transcription factor activity, RNA polymerase II-specific. Lineage: Eukaryota; Fungi; Ascomycota; Sordariomycetes; Hypocreales; Ophiocordycipitaceae. Gene Ontology annotation, biological process: regulation of DNA-templated transcription. Bases 1 to 2232 code for a protein of 743 amino acids.
AUGUCACAACACGGGCCCCUCUCCUCGGAUGGCGUGCCGCUGGACCACGGCGCGUCGGCUGUCCCUAGAACGGGAAGCCCCCAGACGCUGGAGUACUCUAUACCCAUUCAGAGGCUUUCAUGUGAACAGUGCCGGGCGCGCAAGGUCAAGUGCGACCGCAUUUACCCGUGCACGCCAUGCACGGGCAGGCAGAUCAAAUGCACGUUUCCUGGCGGGUUCAAGCCCCGGCAGAAGAGGCAUCGCCCUCUUGUGUCGAGCUCAUAUGAAGACAAAAUCGACGAUAUUUCCAGCAAGCUUGACCAGAUCAGGACGGCCAUUGACACAAUCGGGCUCUCCACCCGUCCUGUCGCCAGCGCGCCACGCACCUCGCAACCCAAGGUCUUGCCUCGCGGGACGUUGACCCCAGCAACCUCAUCUUCAACCCGUGGGCAAUCUUCGCGAGCAGCUAGCAUCCGAGAUGAUGUGUCCGAGGCCGAGUCGGAGGACGACACACCGCUCCGAACGCACGCUGCACACGCGGCGGACUUGGUACAGCAGAUGGUGAACAACACCAGCUCCGGGCUGACUCCCGACGUGACCUCGAGCCUUGACGCUCUACAAAAAAUUGUACAGACCAAAGCAAAGCGCAAGGCUCAAGCCGUGUCGUCCAUUUUGUCCAAGGCCGUGGAGAGUCCAACAAUCGAAGGCCUGAAAUUACCCCCACUCGAAACCGCCAUGAUGUGCCUCGGCAUGUUACGAGAGAACGAGACGAUCAAGUAUCUCUGCUUCUUCGAAAUUGAAUCGGUCGGCGAAUUCGUCGAGUAUUUGCCCGCGUGUUACUCACAAAAGCCCGCCAUCACGGAUCUGAUUAUUGUCAACGUCGGCUUGGCCCGCAUCUUCUACUGCUGCAGCUGUUACGAAACCGAUGCGCACUUGCGAGAGGAGUACGAAAGCCAGUCUGCGGCCUGUUACCGGAACAUCGAUCUGGUGAUGCCUCAGCUUCCGUUUGCUGCGUCGCAUACGUUCGACUUGGCUCUAGCCUUGUGCAUGGCUUCGUCGCAUUACAUGGAAAUCGCGAGGCCACGAAUGGCCUGGAAACUGGCCGUGCACGCGACGCACGUCUGCCAGACUCUAGGCUUUAACCGCGCAGACUCCCUGGGCGGCGACAGCUCGACAGCCCCUCAGCGGCAGAAGCGGGUAUUCAUAACGUGCUGCAUCAUGGAGAAGACCCUGGCAUUCUGCCUCGGAAAAGCAUCCACGGUCCGUAGCAGCGACGUGCCAGCGACAGACGUCGGGAUGGAGUAUGGCUUUGGCGCGUCCCUGGAUCCGUUGUGGCGCAAAUGGAUCGCCAUUGCUCUGGUGCAGGACCAGGUGUACGAUGACCUUUGCAGUCCUAGAGCGCUGGUGCAGCCAGACAACGUCAGAUAUGCCAGAGCACGGUACCUAGCCGCCGAGAUGGAGAAGUUGUUCUUCACGCAGGAUAGCGCCGAGACGCGAUGCAUGCAAGCGAUGCGAGACACAGUCGGGGACACUAUAGCAGACGUCUUCUGGAGGUCCACGAGAGUAUCAGGACUGGCAAUGUUGACGCUCAUUCAUCGAACUACAACCCCAGAUACGAGCACGGGAUCCGGAUUCUCAGAAGCGUGCGUCUCGGCGGCGGUUCAGGCUUUGGAAGAGCACCAGCAGUGCAUGAAUCUGCUCGAUGACGAAACACACAGCAUGGUGGACUUUUACGUUCAAUGGGCUCUUCUGUCAGCACCAUUUGUCCCUUACAUCGUCGUCUUCUGCAUUACGGUCGAGACAUCAUCGCCUCUUUACCUAACGAAACUCGCCUCUGUCGUUAAAGCCACUGAGAAGGUGGCUGAUACGUAUCGCGAAGUCUAUGGGAAGCAACUCGCCAUUUUCAGACUCAUGUACGAUGUUGCGUGUAAGUGCGUCGAGGCGAGAAGUACCGAUUCUGAGGCAUCGCGUCAGCUUGGCAAGUCGACAGACGCGACGGCAAGCAUAUCGGCAGCCCAGUACAACAUGGCUGCUUCCAGUUCCUCGGCUGUGUUCAACGACCAGUCUUUCGGGUUCCAGACCCUCGAUGCAGCCGGAGCAGGCAUGGGGGUUGAGCACUCGGGGGCCUUGCUUGGCAGCAACAUGGUUGGGCUCUCCCUUAGCGACUGGAUGGAUCAAAACUAUCAGAUUUUCCAGCUCCUCGAGGAGGACAGCGUAAUGGACUGGGACGCGCGAGGGGCUCCGGGUCAAUGA